AUGAAGGACCGCAGGAGGGCUUGCAAGGCUGAGGAGAUUCAAAAACGCGUGGAGCGCAACGGAAGAAGUGACUUAUUCGCCAAAAUCGAGGUUGUCUACGGUCCGACAGCCAGAAAAACCGCUCCUCUUCUCAGCAUCGGCGGAACCACCCUGCUCACUGAGAAGACGAGAACUCGGAAGCGAUGGAUCGAGCACUUUGCAGGCGUCCUCAACCGUUCCUCCACCAUCUUCGGCGUCCCCAUCGCCCGUCUGCCUCAAGUAGAAACCAACGCCCAUUUCGACCUCCCGCCCUCUUCUCACGAACUCAUCUUGGCCGUGCAGCAACUCUCCAGCGGAAAAGCGCCCAGAUCGGUCACGAUCCUUCCAACCUAUGGAUCACCCGACGCGCUAUUCCAGAAGAUGUGGCUCCAAGGACAGGUUUCUCAGGAUUUAAAGGUCGCCACAGGCGGAAAGGGAACCGCCAACUCUGCAACAACCGUAGGGAAAUCUCGCUGA
Molecule: messenger RNA, 495 nt
Organism: Spirometra erinaceieuropaei
Lineage: Eukaryota; Metazoa; Platyhelminthes; Cestoda; Diphyllobothriidea; Diphyllobothriidae
Source: the annotation of a GenBank genome assembly